GUACAAUUAAAUGAAUUUAUCUGUUUGUACUUAGCAACACUUCAACUUAUAACAUAAAUUGUAUCUGUUGAAGAGAUACCGUGUCAAUUUGGAUUUACAUAAUUAUCAUUUUAGGCUCGGGUUGUCGGGGGUUUUUGCAAUAAAUACCGAUGUUAACGUGCGCGGCAACAACGAUAUAAGAUCUUGUAGUUGACGAGGAAGCUAUUCUACUGCUCAAGAUAUACAUUAUAUUUACAAGCUUUAGUUUGCACAGUUGUGGAAGUUUGAAAACAUAAAAAUGGAGAUCAACUUUAAGGGAAAACGUGCACUGGUUACCGGUGGUGGACGAGGAAUUGGUAAAUCUAUUGCGCAAGCUUUAUUAAAAUGUGGAGCAGAAGUGAUUAUCUUGGAAAAAAUAGAGGCGGAUUUGCAGAAAUUCAAAGAAGAGGAACCAAGCAUAAUUCCAGUACCAUGUGAUUUGAGUGACUGGGAAGGGACAAGAAAGGCGGUUGAAGGUGUUGGACCCGUGCAUCUUCUGGUAAACAGUGCUGGUGUCGCUGCCAUCACGCCUUUCUUGGAUGUUAAAAAGAGUGAAUUAGACUG
Messenger RNA from Ruditapes philippinarum (Manila clam), 582 nucleotides. Its product is annotated as L-xylulose reductase-like. NCBI's taxonomy places the organism in Eukaryota, Metazoa, Mollusca, Bivalvia, Venerida, Veneridae. Gene Ontology annotation, biological process: glucose metabolic process; xylulose metabolic process. The record is from RefSeq and is a predicted model, not a curated record. Gene Ontology annotation, molecular function: carbonyl reductase (NADPH) activity; L-xylulose reductase (NADPH) activity.